AUGAACCGCCAGUCAGCCCCUCAGCUCAACCUGCUGCAGAAGUUCUCUCUGCUCCGGCUCACUGCUAUCAUGGAGAAGUACUGCGAACCCAACCAACAUGGCUGGAGCUGGUCAAUUCCUAAGUUUAUGAAGAGAAGUAAGGUCCCUGACUACAGGGACAAGCAGGUUUUUGGUGUCCCGCCAAUCAUCAAUGUCCAAAGGACUGGGCAACCCCUACCCCAGGGCAUCCAGCAGGCCAUGCGCUACCUCCACACCAGCUUUGGUCUGUGUUCUCGGUCAAAUUACCAUUUUACACAUCAGAACAUCAGAGAUUCCAAAGAUGGUGAUGGUAUCUGUCAUGUGUAUUUUCCAGGUGUCCCGAAGGACAUGCGUCUUCAGGCAGCCCAGGCUGCAGUCAUCCUGCUGCCUGACGAGAACCGGGAGGUCCUGCAGACCCUGCUCUACUUCCUCAGUGACAUCGCUUCUGCUGAGGAGAACCAGAUGACAGCUGGGAACCUGGCCGUGUGCCUGGCCCCCUCCAUCCUGCACCUCAACGUCUCCAAGAAGGAGGGCACCUCCCAUAGAUUAAUCCACCGAAAGGGGGCAGGUGGAAAACCAGACCACAAGGACCUGAGUGAGAACAUGGCUGCCAGUCAAGGGCUCAGCCACAUGAUUGUGGAAUGUAAGAAAUUAUUCCAGUUCCCUCAUGAGAUGAUGUUGCAGUCGCGGAACUCCUACGUUGCAGCAGACGCCCGGCCACUCCCUCUCUACAGCCUGGGCCUGAACAUGAAGGGCAAUCCUGUGGAUUAAAGAGCCUACCUGGAGGAUAACAUCCAAGCUGUACUGAGGGAGGCCAUAGCAAAGAGCAAAGGAUGGCACAGUGCCCCAAGCCCAGAGAACACAGAGCUGACCUACAAGAAGGUAGGGGAUGGCCAUCCCAUCCGUCUUUGGAAAGUGACCACAGAGAUCGAGGCCCCGCCCCAGACAGUGUUGCACAGAGUUCUGCGUGAGCGCCACCUGUGGGAUGACGACCUACUACACAGCCGUGUAAUCGAGGCUCUAGAGGACAACACAGAGGUGUAUCACUUUGUGACAGACAGCAUGGCACCUCAUCCCCGCAGGGACUUCGUAGUGCUGAGGCGGUGGUGUAGAGACCUUCCUCGGGGCCUAUGUCUGCUAGUGUCCUCCUCUGUGGACCAUGACAACGUUCACCUGGAAGUGGGGCUACAGGCAGUGCUGCUAACCUCACGGUACCUGAUUGAGUCCUCUGGGAUGGGCCGGUCCAGGCUGACGCACUACUGCAGAGCAGACCUCCGGGGACGAUCACCUGAGUGGUACUGCAAAGUGUUUGGCCAUCUCUGUGCAGUGGAAGUUGCUAGGAUACGGGGCUCCUUCCCUGUGCUUACAGCGAGAGGAACAGAGACAAAGAUUUGAGCUCUGAGAUGGCCAGACAGCCCACCUCAGACACGUGCUGCCUACGGCUCACAAUUACUCAAAUUUAGAGUGCCAAUCUGUAGCGUUAUGCUACAUCUACCUGACACUCUCUGCAGUGUCAUCAACAUAGGACUGUCAGGAUGUGGACUCUCAUAUUGUACUGAUGUCCCAUUAGGAGCUACUGUGGAAUUGGUAGCAAUAUUCUAAACAAUUCUAUGCAUUAACUCACGAUAACAUAUUCAAAAGUACUCUGAAGUAAAUGAAAUAGUUUAUAUAUACAAAAUCCAUUCUUUUGAAAGACUAGGUUAGAUUAGGACAGGAUUGUGUUGAUAGCUUUACUUAUGAUACUUACAUAUCAGUUCCCAUUUUAAUGCUGCUGUGAAAGGAGCAAGACUAAAGGCGAGGAUGCUAAAACGCCAUGGAAUAAUUCAGGAGAGCUCUUUAGCAACCAUUCCUGUUUGUUCUGUAUACUAUGCAAUUUCCUCAUGAUAAAUUCACAGAGCUAAUAUAUUUUACUACUGUGAUUCGCUGCAUCUCAAACAUAAGAAUGGCACCUUACCUUGCUACUUGAAUAGCUAAACCCCAGUAUUGAUGAUACUUAGAUGUAAGAGAGAAAAGGGUUGCUUACUGAGACACCUUAGUGGGUGGUAGUGAGCUUUCUUAUAUCUCCUAGAUAUCGGACAGACACUUCAAAAACGUAUUCCUUAUGAUAUAUUUUUUGGACUCUCUGUUUUGCCAUGUAUUUGUGUGUUACUCAAUGUAUUUCUAUGGGCUAUAGUAGUAAAGGCCAAAUGCAAUAUUUUAUCAAAUAAGGUUUUUAUAUAUAUUUUUAUACUGACAGGGGUCCUAAAAUUCAA
Molecule: messenger RNA, 2270 nt
Organism: Oncorhynchus tshawytscha (Chinook salmon)
Lineage: Eukaryota; Metazoa; Chordata; Actinopteri; Salmoniformes; Salmonidae
Product: stAR-related lipid transfer protein 8-like
Exons: 8
Biological process (GO): actin cytoskeleton organization; regulation of Rho protein signal transduction; signal transduction
Molecular function (GO): GTPase activator activity; lipid binding
Source: RefSeq, a predicted model, not a curated record